Dermacentor andersoni is the source of this 826-nucleotide messenger RNA. Its product is annotated as heat shock protein beta-1-like. NCBI's taxonomy places the organism in Eukaryota, Metazoa, Arthropoda, Arachnida, Ixodida, Ixodidae. Gene Ontology annotation, cellular component: cytoplasm; nucleus. The record is from RefSeq and is a predicted model, not a curated record. Gene Ontology annotation, biological process: protein refolding; response to heat.
CGGCAACGGAGAAGGGUUCGGGCCCGGGCCAAGUUCGGCGAACGGCGCUCGCGCGGUUUUGGCGUCUGCCCGGGCGUCGUCUGCUGCCACGAUCCCCACCCCGUCAUCGGAGACUCAUCGGCAUUACCGCAGCGCACGCAGAGGAUACUGCUACGGUGCGAGCCGGCCGCGUCCACAAAACACAUCGGCGCAAGCCAAGUACACGUGCAGCGCUAGCAGACAGAAGGAGGCAUGGCGCGCAGCCUGGUUCCCUCGGCGUGGUUCCCCGGCCGCGACUGGUGGUCGGACACGUGGGACGUGCCCAGCAGCCGGCUGUUCGACCAGCACUUCGGCACCCCGCUGCUGGACGACGACCUGAGGGCGCUGAGGCCCACGCGGAUCGGCAUGCGAGCCCCAUUCCGGAGACAGCUGUCCAGGGGAGCAGGAGGAGGCGGCGGAGUGUCCGAGCUACGAAACGAGCCGGACUCUUUCCAGGUGAUGCUUGACGUGAGCCACUUCUCGCCGGAGGAGAUCACGGUGAAGACGGUGGACCGGUGCAUCAGCGUGUCGGCGCGUCACGAGGAGCGCAUGGACGAGCACGGGUUUGUGUCCCGCGAGUUCACCCGGCGCUACGUGCUGCCCGAGGACACGCUGCCCGAGCAGGUGUCGUCCACGCUGUCACCCGACGGCGUGCUCACCAUCACGGCGCCCAAGAAGCCACCCGCCUCGGCGCCCAACGAGCGCAUCGUGCCCAUCGCCGUGCAGGGCGCCGCCGCGCUGCCCUUGCCCGUGCCCGUGCAACACGAGCCCUGAGACAGCGCCCAAUAAAAGCCGCUUUGGCACCAUG